Molecule: messenger RNA, 682 nt
Organism: Pelobates cultripes (western spadefoot toad)
Lineage: Eukaryota; Metazoa; Chordata; Amphibia; Anura; Pelobatidae
Source: the annotation of a GenBank genome assembly
AUGACCAUCUGUGUUCGACUUCUGUUGGAGAGUAAGGAGAAGAAAAUCCAAGAAUUUAUCCAAGAUUUCCAAAAGUUGACUGCUGCUGAUGAUAAAACUGCACGGGUGGAAGAGUUUCUACAAUCCCUAUAUGGGGCUAUGGCACAAGAUGUGAUUUGGUAAAAUGCCAGUGAGGAGCAACUGCAGGAUGCCCAGACUGCCAUUGAGCAAACUGUGAUGAAUUGAAUUUCAAGCUGGCCUUCAAUCCUAUUCAAUAUGCUUAUGUAUUAUGUGAUCAGGUAUUGCAUGAACACAUCCAAAGGUUGUCCAAAGUGGUGACUGUCAACCACAGAGCCUUGCAAAUACAAAAGGUGUAUUUGAGGGAAGGCCAUCUGCCCAAGCUGAAAUCCAUACCCUUAGUGCGUACAAGACUCCACGGGACAAGGUGCAGUGCAUUCUACGCAUGUGUUCCACCAUAAUGAACCUUCUGAGUCUAGCCAACGAAUACUCGGUCCCAGGAGCAGACGAUUUUGUACCUGUGCUGGUAUUUGUCCUUAUAAAGGCCAAUCCACCUUGCCUCCUUUCAACUGUGCAAUAUAUCAAUAACUUCUAUACCAAUCGGCUGACUGGAGAAGAAUAUUACUGUUGUAUGCAGUUCACAGCUGCUGUGAAAUUUAUUAAAACCAUUGAUGACCGGAAAUGA